This is a messenger RNA of Striga hermonthica, 1071 nucleotides long. Lineage: Eukaryota; Viridiplantae; Streptophyta; Magnoliopsida; Lamiales; Orobanchaceae. The record is from the annotation of a GenBank genome assembly.
AUGGAAGAAUGCAAGCGAGUUUCCAGGGAGGGUCAAAAUUUGAGAUUAGACCUGUCAGACAAGUUUCAAGAUGCAAUUAAGGAAGUAAGCAAAAAGCUGGAGGAGCAGAAGGAUGAAAGUAUAUAUCAGCUAAAAGAGAACGAAAUGUUGAAGACCAAGUUAAAACAGCUGGUCGAUCAGUACACUCUUUCCGAGCAGCAACAUGCACAGCAGCUCAAACAGAAAACUCUUGAACUUCAGCUUUCUGAUUUAAAGCUCCAGCAGCACGAAGAGAAGUUGAAGCAGGAAAAAUCUCAGAUGAAAUUGUAUGCUGAACAAGUGGCCCAACUCUUAGCAACUGAAAAGAACUUGAGGUUACAGUUAACAGCUGACGGUGAAAAAUUCCAGCAAUUUCAGGAAGCAUUAUUGAAAAGCAAUGAGGUUUUUGAAACAUUCAAGCAAGAAAUCGAGAAGAUGGCGAAAUCAAUAAAAGAACUCAAAAAGGAAAACAACUCAUUGAAGGGCAAAUGUGAGAAAACUGAUGUGACCAUUAUUGAACUUGCCAAUGAGCGUGAACUUUUGAAGAAACAACUGGAAAAAACAAGAAAACAGAAGGAAAAGCUCGAGUCAUUAUGUCGCUUCAUGAGUUUUGCAAUUAUUUUCUAUAUAUUUUGUUGCGGUGUGCUCCCCGGGCCAUCUUGUCUCCUGGUGGUGUUGGGGUGGGUGGUCCGACGGUGGGGGCUUUGGGUUGCCGGCAGUGGUGGACAACCGAUUGUUGUUGACCUGUUUGGUGUUGGGGGUCUCUUUGGUUGGAUCGGGUGUUUCCGGAGAAUCUUGAGAUCUCAACUGGAAAGAAGCCUCCCAUCGCCUAUCGCCGGCGAAGUAGUCCUCGUCCCGUGCCGCCAUAUUACCAAAAGGACGUAUCUCGAAUAUGGUGACGUUAAAGUCACUGUCACCGACAAACGAUUGAGGCGAUCGAGAGCGGGGCGCCCCGCAUGUGCCCCAACUGCGUCUACCGUUCAUUCCCCGACAACAGCCACUUCCUGCGUCUGGCGCGCGGUUUGUUUGCUUGCCAUGAAAAGCAGUACGUAG